Cavenderia fasciculata is the source of this 597-nucleotide messenger RNA. RefSeq lists its product as uncharacterized. The transcript has 3 exons. NCBI's taxonomy places the organism in Eukaryota, Evosea, Eumycetozoa, Acytosteliales, Cavenderiaceae. The record is from RefSeq and is a predicted model, not a curated record. The coding region runs from base 1 to 597 and encodes 198 amino acids.
AUGUACUAUUUUCACCGUCGUCACUCACAAUUUACUGGUCUCGAAUACCUAUUAGUUGCAAGUUGGAUAUUAAUAAUAUCUUCAUUCCCAACAUAUUGGUAUCAAAAAGAAGAAAAUGGAUUAAAAAUGAGGUUUAAUUAUAAACAAAUAGAAUAUGAAGAUAAGGAUGGAAUGGUGUGGCAGGGUGAAUUCCCAAAUGCAGAGUCUAGAGAAUUAUCAGUUUAUAGAGCUGCAUUUGCAUUUGAUAUCAUUGGGUUUAUGAUCUUGUCGAUUACCAUUUGUUUGGUGUCUAUUAGUUUUUUCCCAUGUAAACUUGCACCGUGGUUGUCAUCGAUCACUAAAUACUUUCCAAUUGGAGCAUUGGUAUUUUGCAUAGUGUCGGUGGUUAUUUUUGCAGGUGCUCUCAAAGAAGCUCGUCACAAGGAUUGUGUAAAGAUACAUGAAUAUUGUGAUGACAAAAUGUUUGACUUUAUAGUUCAAGAUUACAAUGGUCUUUCUCAACACCCAAUCCAUGGUUGGGCAUUCCUCAUCAUUGCUACCAUCUUUUUAACUUGUUCAACAAUCUCUUCAAUAGCAAUUAGUGAUUAUACAAAAUAA